AUGUCCCACGGGACCUACUACGAGUGCGAGCCCCGGGCUGGCCAGCAGCCACUUGAGUUCUCAGGGGCCCGAGUGGGGCCUGGGGAGCUGGGGGACAUGUGUGAGCAUGAGGCCUCCAUCGAUCUGUCUGCCUACAUCGAGUCUGGGGAGGAACAGCUCCUCUCUGACCUCUUUGCUGUGAAGCCGGCACCUGAGGCCCGAGGCCUUAAGGGCCCUGGAACCCCUGCCUUCCCCCACUACCUGCCGCCUGACCCGCGGCCCUUCGCCUACCCUCCACAUACCUUCGGCCCCGACAGGAAGGCCUUGGGGCCUGGCAUCUACAGCACCCCAGGGAGCUACGACCCCAGGGCUGUGGCUGUGAAGGAGGAGCCUCGGGGGCCCGAGGGCAGCCGGGGGGCCAGCCGCAGCGGCUACAACCCUCUGCAGUACCAAGUGGCGCACUGUGGGCAGACGGCCAUGCACCUGCCCCCGGCCCUGGCAGCACCCAGCCAGCCCUUGCGCGUCCUCAAGGCCCCUUUGGCGGCUGCCGCGGCCCCCUGCAGCCCCCUCCUCAAGGCACCCUCACCGGCUGGCGCCUCGCACAAGGGCAAGAAGGCCGUGAACAAAGACAGCCUGGAGUACAGGCUGCGGCGCGAACGGAACAACAUCGCGGUGCGCAAGAGCCGGGACAAGGCCAAGAGGCGCAUUCUGGAGACGCAGCAGAAGGUGCUAGAGUACAUGGCCGAGAAUGAGCGUCUGCGCAGCCGCGUGGAGCAGCUGACCCAAGAGCUGGACACCCUUCGCAACCUCUUCCGCCAGAUCCCUGAGGCCGCCAACCUCAUCAAGGGUGUAGGGGGCUGCAGCUGA
Mesoplodon densirostris (Blainville's beaked whale) is the source of this 846-nucleotide messenger RNA. RefSeq names its product CCAAT enhancer binding protein epsilon (gene CEBPE). Gene Ontology annotation, molecular function: DNA-binding transcription factor activity, RNA polymerase II-specific; RNA polymerase II cis-regulatory region sequence-specific DNA binding. Gene Ontology annotation, biological process: regulation of transcription by RNA polymerase II; DNA-templated transcription; myeloid cell differentiation. The record is from RefSeq and is a predicted model, not a curated record. The transcript is spliced from 2 exons. The coding region runs from base 1 to 846 and encodes 281 amino acids. NCBI's taxonomy places the organism in Eukaryota, Metazoa, Chordata, Mammalia, Artiodactyla, Ziphiidae.